This is a messenger RNA of Sebastes umbrosus (honeycomb rockfish), 5887 nucleotides long. RefSeq names its product proline rich 14 (gene prr14). The transcript has 11 exons. The coding region runs from base 235 to 4014 and encodes 1259 amino acids. The record is from RefSeq and is a predicted model, not a curated record. NCBI's taxonomy places the organism in Eukaryota, Metazoa, Chordata, Actinopteri, Perciformes, Sebastidae.
GAAGCCGGCUCUUAUCGUUCAGUUAAAAGAGACGGCUUUUUGAACCAGCUCGUUCCGGACCGACCCAUCCCUACUAGUGAGUCGCUGCAGGGCGCCGUGUCCGUCCAGCAUGUCUUGUUUACGGUGAGGUCGGACUACCAGCCUGCGGUUCAAAGCUACACGUUUCUGAAUAAACCACCAUCCCAGAGAUCAGAAAGAGAAGGACAGACAAGGAGAGAAAGAGAGAGCAAGGGGAUGUUGACUUAUCCCUCUGAUUCGCUCCCUCAGAUAGUUUGUCCAAUGGAUGAACAUGCUAUUCCCCAAAACAGUUUCUGUAGUGCACCUCCCCACAGUGAACCUCCACCACCUCUCCUCCCCCUUUCCUCCAUCACUCCCAGCUGUGCAAAAAAUGGAGAUUCUGGACACAGAAGGAGUGGCCGCAUUCAAGAGAUCAGAGAAGAAACUCCCAAAAAGCAGAGCAAUAAAGACGACAGAGCAGCUCAGACAGAAUCCAGACAGAAUCCGUCCCCCUCAAAGACACAAAGGGAGAGUGCGAACAUGGUACAAGUGUCUCAGUCCAGGCAGCCAAGAGUUGAAGGCGCGCAUGUACAUGAGAAACAAAACGAGGAUGGAUUUGAUAUCAGUUUUGCAGCAGAGAGCCAAAAUAAGCAAAAGGACCAGAAAAGCCCACAGAAGAAACCAAAUGUCUCUGCUGCAGAAAAUGUAGUUGAGCAGUUGGCUGUUGAUGCCACACAGAAUCUCGACACCACUAGAUCUGACAUGGAUACGUGCAGGGAAUUGGCUGUUGGACACUCUUUUCAAAAUGCGCCUCCCCCGAAGGGAUGGGUGAUCGGCCCCUUGUUUCAGUCAUUAAAGUUGAAGAUGGCCAGUUUCACAGAGAUAGUCAUGAGUCCUGUUAAACUCUUCAGAGCUAACAGUCCUCCACCGUGCACGGACCAUCCAAACAAACUCGAUGAGUGUGAGCUACUGGCCGAUGGAGCGUCUGACGUUAAACACUCAGAGCCAAGCGAUACGUUUCAUCCAGAAGCACAAAGUGAGAAUGGGAAUCAGGACGCUAAAGCUAAUCAGCAAGAAGAAACUGUUGCUCUUAAAUAUUCAAAAAGAUUAUCGUUUGAUGUGGAGUUGCCAACGCGCAGCUCCGAUCAGGCAGAUGAAUGUGCAAUAACUCAGAAGGAAAAAAAUUCACCUGAUUCUGUGCCUUUGCAAUGCCGUCCCUUACCCUGCUCUGUUUCUGAGGACGUCUCAGAAUCAGUUAUCAAGUCCUCCACACUGUUACAGCCCUCUGUCGAUGUAAGUGCCUCACAUGAACCCAAGUUAAAGAUGUCCGGUGCUAUGGACAAAGUGACUGUCCGGCUGAAACCACUGCCUAGGAAAUGCACAGUAACUAGAUCUGGAGUAAAGAAAGUUACCUCAACACCUGAAGUCAAAAAGGAAGAGUGUGAGGUUAGUGAUGAGCAGUUUUCUCACAUGAAAUCAAACAAAGGUGAUUCCGUCUGUAAUGCUCAGCCUGACACUGACUGUCCUCAGCCUGAUGUUGGCAGGAAAAUAGAAAGUUUGGUUCUCCUAAGCCACCAGAAGAACUUAAACGACGGUGCUAAUGGAAGGACACUGAGGCCUUCUUUGGAUGCUCAGCAGCUAAACUCUGAAAUUGAUUCAGCUGCAAGUCUUGGGAGAGCAAAGCGGGGGGUUGACCUGGACUGUCAUGUCCAAGACUUUGUAAAAAGGAAGAGAUUGACAGCAGAUCCUUGUACAAGGUAUACAAAAAGACAAGAGCUAUUAAAUGUGGCUUCGGAUAGUGGCACAUUGAGACCACCGAGAAGAGAAAUUGUGUCGACAAAUCCCAUCGUAGAUAAGGAAGAAACGCUGAAGCCUGCUUCAAAAAGACAGGCUGUUUCAACAAGAGCAAGUAAGAAAGGAAAAGGUGGACAAGAAAUGCAGUCAGUGUUAAACACACAGACGGAAAGUUCCUCUGAUGCGAUGUUGGUUUGCUCACUGGAUAAAAGCAGUAGUGUGUCGGAGAACAACGAAAAGGGUAGCAGCAAGGUGAAUCCCAAAAGACUGAAGACAAGAUCAGGUGUUUGUAAAUCCGAUGUAAACAUUGAUAAUAACAGUAUGGAUCUGGCAAUCGCAUCUACGAAACAAGCCGAGCAGGAGCUGUCAUCAGAAGGCCUCACCCGUCCUGCUAUAAAGCCGCUCCAGAGCACAAGCAAGCGCAGGAAUAUAAACAAGAAACCACUAAAACGGAAAUCUCCGAUCCAAUCAACUACAGAGUCGGACAGCACUUUGUUUUCUACCUCCCCAGUUCUAUCAAUGGAGCAUUUAGAUCUCACGCCCACCGAUUUGAAGACAUCUCAGCAAGUUCAAAAAGAGGAGAGCUCCAAAAAGCCUUCUAAGAGACCCAAAAAGGGUUUUAGAGAUGCUCUUAAAUCAUCUGCGUCAGGUGGGAGUCAAGAGACAAAGCAAUGUAUCCAUGACCUUCAUUUGAUAGCCAAAGAAAACCAGCCUGAAGAAGGAAAAGAUAAAAUCUCUAUGGACCCUUUAUAUUUUGAAAUGACGCCGUUUGAAAGUAUUCAACAACCUGCUCCUCCACCCUCCCGACCUAAUUCAGACUGUUAUGUACAAUUACAUAAUGUUAAGCAUGUCAUCAGCACUGCUUCUGUGUCAGAUGAGGUAUUUUCCACUGACGCCGACGCCAGUAACCACAGCAGCGUUAUUGUCUCUGGGCUGAGGUCCAGUGCAAGAAGGGUUAAUAUUAAGCCAAGGAGAGCCGAUAACCAAAGGAGAAAAUGCAGGGUUUUACAAAGUAGGACACGUAAAGGUGAAGAGGUGACAAACUCCAUCACUAUGGACGAUGCAGACUUGGCUACAACAAGUUCACGCUCCGCAGGAAACGGCUUGUCAAGGCGCCUGUUACGCAGCUACUCUUGCCCAGAGAUCCCCUCUUUCCGUCCCCAUGACACACCAUGGACUUCUUCUCUGCAUUCAGCCCAUCACAGCAGGAUUCACACGCCACACCAGUCUUCAAACACUCCUUCUCUCCAUCAUGCCCACAAAUCCCUGCGGCGGGCUCGUCGACACACGGUCUGCAGUGUGGAAGUGGAGAGGGAGAUCGCCCCUCUCUGCCUUCGUAAGGAGGUGUACCCAUCCAGAAGAUCUCUCCCGUAUGACCGAGCCUCCCAGCCCCUGUCCAUGAGUCUCACCCUUUCUCCCAGCAUCUCCCUCACAGCUCUGGCUUCCGGUUUCCUCUCGAGCCCCCUGGCGUUCCUUUCUAAGAAGGUCGAACGCCGAGGAUCUGCAGCCAGUCCCAGCAAUUCCAGUCAUGUUUCUUCUCCUCCGAUAUACCCAUUGAUAUUCCUCGAAAGAAUUGACUCCUCUAAUGCUACAUUAGACUAUAGUAGCAGUGGGAAUACUUUGGACUGUGAGAUUGAGAGAAGACGACAAUGUGAAGAGGAGGAUGAUGGCGAGGACACAAGCUCAUCUAGUCAGGAGUUUGAAGAUGUGGGGCUGAGAGAAGAAAAGGCUUUGUCUGAUUCUGAAAUCAAGGUGGUGCAAAAGCUCGAGGAACGAGGGAAGGUGUCGUCUAUUAGAAUUCGGAAAACUUUACCCAAACCUCAGAACAACCUGACCCCCAUGGGCCUGCCCAAACCCAUCAGACUGAAAAAGAAGGAGUUUAGUUUGGAAGAAAUUUACACCAAUAAGAAUUUCAGCAAACCUCCUGAAAGCCGCCUGGAGACCAUAUUCGAGGUGCCUCUCAAUCGGCGGAAUGGCUCCGAGUCCUGGUUUGGUCUGAGACGUCUCAAACGAUUUCUGGAGUUCCUGGAUGCCGGCGAGGCCAGGAAACCAAAGAAGCCACUUGUUGGCGUCGGAAAGGCAGGUAUUUCAUCUUCAAGGACGAGACGAGGGGGCUUCCCUAAAGACGAGCCGCCGCUCAGCGUGCAGGACGUGGACACGCUUCUCUGUGCCAAACUCGACCAGUUGAAUCUGUGGUUGAUAGACGAUCAGAAAGACAGUUGACAGAAAAAAAAAACCACUGCAAGAGAUAAAUCUGUUUAUAAGACUGUUUCUAACCAACAUGAAGAUUCCCAUGUGAGUCUUCCAGCUCUUUUUUUGUCAGCACAAUCUGAUUGUUGUGGUGACGAGUGAUUAUUGAAGAAUUGCGUUCUGUAGCACUUGUAGCCUGCCAGAAGUGUAUCGCCUCAUAGAAGUUGGCCCAUGUUCAGACUGGUAUGAAAAUGCGUCCUGAGUAUCGGAUCACAAGUGGACAGCUUUAAGUACUUAUGUGAAUGCACUCAUUGAGGAUGCAUUGAGAUCUGAUCAUAUAUCUACAGACUAGGCAUGCAAAGUGCGUUAUUAUCAUACUGUCGGAGAUGUGUUUGUGUUUCGCUGCUUUGCAUGGAGCUGACGCCCGCCCGCUCUCUCUUAUCCCCGGCUCUCUGAAGCUCUGUGCUCCGCUGUUGUCUGGCAAAGGCGUCAGUGUCGGUGGCACGUAGGUCCCCGGGGACUGCCGGUACAAUAACCUUAUAUUUAGAUGUUAAAAAAUGUACCCAAAUUCACGAAUAUGUAGGAUAUUAUUACUGACAUUCAUGUAAUAUUACGUCACAACGUCUGCUGUAUUAGCCAUGUGUUUACUACGUGUUUAUUUGCAUAUAGAGCGGGGAAGUGAGAUCCGAUCACAAGUGGUCACUCAAGACGCAUGUGGAGAGCCUUCUAAUGCCAGCUGUGAACAGACAUACUUGUGAUCCAAUCACUCAGGACGCAUGUUAACGCCAUAGUUGUUAAAUGCAUUAUACAGUAAGUCGCUUUUUUGUCAUUCACACCUCUGCCGUCCUUUUUUUACCCCUGCAGCUUUCCAUCAGCGACAAGUGAAGCUGUCUAGAAAUGAAAGUUGUGACCUUGCAGCAAGUUAAUCCAUAAAGGCAGCUAUUUUUUUUUUUAUUAAAUGCUGAAAAUUACUUUUAAAUAUGCCAGCAAGAGAUUUGUAUUCGCUGCAGCCAAUUUCAAGUGUCUGUCCAGGAAUUGUAUGUACUGUCAAGUGUGUCUGCAAGCAGCACAUGUUAAUCAUUUUACUCAGUUCUCAAUACUCAAUUAUUUGUGUUUAUAGAUUUUCUGGCUGAAGAGGUUUUUGUUGUAAGAAACAAUACGGCGUCCAGAUUAUUUCACUGCUGGUUGGCUUUUUAUUACCUGUGGUUCUCUGGACUGUUUUGUGGUGUCUAUAUAUUUGUAUUGCAAAUGUAACUUCAUGAUAAUCUGCCUAUGUAAGUAUUUUUUCUUUUUGGCCAAAUUUUUAUGCGGUUGCCUUACCUGUAAGACGUUCUGUUUAAAUAGACGUGUUUUUUGUAGGCGUGUUUGUAACCGUUUUUACGAGGGCGUGUCAAGAUACUUAAAGCAACUCAGAGCACAAAUGUUUUUGUUUUAUUCUGAAAUAGUUUCUGUUUAUAUGUUUGAAUAAAAGUACAACAUAUUGAUACAUUUGACAUUAAUAAAGCUAAUAAGGUAACAAUGCAAUAGUGCCGAGAUAAUGUUGGCAACAAGAGCAGGAUCUUGUUCUGGUGAAGCACUGCCAUUUCUUUCCCCAGUAGAGACCCGAUCCUUGAUGAACACGUUUAUGUUCCUACUUUUAGAUUGAGUAAUUUAUUAACUUUUGUACUACCUGCAAGUAUAGACAGUAUCUAAGAAUGAGUAAAGUGUGAUAUUAAGGAUUGGGUCAUUACUGGGGAAUGGCAUGUCUUAUCUUUAAUAUAUAAUGUAUAUGUGUCAUGUAGCGUCACGUCUCAAACUAUAGUCAAUGCUGGAUUUUUAUAUUGUCAUUUAGAUCUUGAAUUGUCCAUAUGUUCAUAUAUUGUUAAAUAAAUAUUACAGCAUAUAAAAAAAAAACAUGUAAAAGUUG